UAUUCCAGAGAUCUAGAUCUAGAUCUAAUUAAAAGUAAAAGGAAAAUGUGUAAAACGAAAGAAGUUUUUGAACGUCUCCCUUCAAAUGUUGUUCCAACAUUGUAUAGAGUCACACUACAGCCUGACUUGCAGUUGUUUACUUUUAAAGGCUCUGAAGAAAUUGCUAUUACAGUCAAGAGUGCAACUAACAAGAUUGUGUUGAAUAUAUUUGACAUUAUAGUGCAUAAAGCUCAUUUAAUUGGUGCAGUUGAUAACACAGCAAGCAUUCAUCACAACCACAAAGAUGAGAAGGUGGAGCUUGUUUUCCAGCAAGAACUUAGUCCUGGUGAGUACUGUUUACAACUUGAGUUCACUGGGAAUUUAAACGAUCAACUCCGAGGGUUCUACAGAAACAAAUACACCACAUCUGAAGGAGAGAUACGCUAUGCUGCUGGUACACAUUUUGAGGCCACUGGAGCAAGAAGAGCCUACCCAUGUUGGGACGAGCCAGCCAUCAAAGCUGUAUUUAUUUUCACACUAGUUGUUCCAGUAGACAGAGUAGCUUUUUCAAAUAUGCCUGUUGAAAACGAGAAAGUUUCACCAGAGAACAGCGGCCUGAAAAUAGUCACCUUUCAACCAACCCCUAUCAUGUCAACAUACCUAACAGCCUUUGUAGUGGGGGAGUAUGAUUUUGUCGAGGACGUGACAUCCAAUGGAAUCCCUGUCAGGGUCUACACACCCUCUGGGAGGAAGGAGCACGGCAGGUUUGCGCUUGAGAUUGCCACCAAAGCUCUGUCCUAUUACGAGUGGUAUUUUGAUAUCCCGUACGGCCUUCCAAAGUUAGAUCUUAUCACACUCCCGGAGUUUGCGAUUGGAGCCAUGGAGAAUUGGGGUUUGAUCACCUACAGGGAGACAGCACUGCUCGUUAACCCUAACGACUCCUCUGCCUCAUCAAGACAGUAUGUAGCCUUGGUUGUUGCCCAUGAACUUUCUCAUAACUGGUUUGGGAAUCUGGUGACCAUGGAGUGGUGGACAGACCUGUGGUUGAAAGAAGGUUUUGCCACCUGGAUUGAAUACCUGUGUGUUGACCACCUUCACCCAGAGUUUGACAUUUGGCUGCAGUUUAUCAAAAUUGAUCAGUGUCGGGCUUUAGAGCUAGAUGCACUUAGCAACAGUCAUGCUGUAGAGGUGCAGGUAGGUCAUCCAGGUGAAAUUGAUGAAAUAUUUGAUGAAAUCUCCUAUUGCAAAGGAGCUUGCCUUAUUAGGAUGCUGCAGUCUUUCAUUGGUGAUGAGGCCUUUCGUAAGGGCAUGAAGCUGUACCUAAACAAACACAAGUUUGGCAACACUAGAACCAAGGACAUGUGGGAUGCCUUGUCUGAGUCCAGUGGUAUGGACAUUAGCCGGAUCAUGGACACCUGGACCAAACAGAUGGGAUUCCCAUUAAUUAAGGUAGAAGAAGUGAUUGUUCCUAAUUCAGACAUCAGGCAAGUUAUUCUGUCACAAGAAAAAUUUUGCUCUCGAGGAAGAUCAGAUAGCGGAGCCUCACAACAGAGAUGGAUAGUGCCAUUUUCUAUAACAACUGCCCACAGUCCAACAAAGCCAGCAGUGAAGGGUCUAUUAGAGGGAGAUAGUUUAACCAUAGACGUACCUCACUGUAAGCCAGAUGACUGGAUCAAGGUUAAUAGUGGUCAGUACAUGUUCUACCAUGUCCAGUACCAGUUCAGUACCCUGAAUCGCCUGAUGCCAGCUGUCAAGCAAAACAUUAUCUCCCCUGAAGAUAAGAUCGGACUUCUAACAGAUUUGUUUGCCCUGUGUAAAUCUAAUUACAUGGAAACUGUUGAUGUCCUGAAACUGACAGAGAGCUUCAGGGAGGAGCAGGACAGCGCUGUCUGCGGGAAACUGGCGCUGGGGCUGUCCGGGCUCCGGCCACUGGUACAGCAGAUUACCCUGGGUCAGGAGAAGUGUUUUAAGGCCUUGAUGUGUCGAACCUUUGAGAGGAUUGGGGAGAACUUAAGCUGGGAGGCAUCCGAUCUUGAGAGCCAUUCAUUCAAACUGAUGAGGGAGCAAGUCUUGCUGAUCUUGGGUCGCUAUGGCAACAAGAAAACAGUGACCGAAGCCUUUAAAAGAUUUGAGGACCAUUGUACUGGAAGCCGUUGCCUUGAUGCUGACCUAAAAACUCCAGUUUAUGCCACAGUUUUAGCUAAUGGAGACAAACAAGUGUUUGACAAGCUGCUUGAGAUAUAUAACAAAGAGGAGUCCUUGGUUGAGAAGAACCGCAUAGCCAGGAUGCUAGGCUCAGUGUUGGAUGAGUCUUUGAUCUCACAGGUUCUAGAGUUUGCUUUAUCUGACAAAGUAAGGAUCCAGGAUAGUAUAGAGGUGCUAAGGGGAGCUACUGGCUCCAUUAAAGGGAGAGAACGUGUAUGGGAGUUUGUUCAACAAAAUUGGCAAGAGUUAUAUCAGCGCUAUGGAACAAGUACAAUGCUGUCUAGAUUAGUGAGAGUUGUGACGGAUGGUGUGUGCUGUACCAGGAAAAAAAAUGAAAUUGAGAAGUUUUUUGAAACCCACAAAGCGGAAAGUGCCCAAAGGUCUGUUCAACAAGGACUGGAACACAUAUCCACGAACAUUGCUUUUGUUAAUCAGCAAGGACCUGCCUUGUUAGAAUAUCUAAACAAUCUACAAUAAUGCCAUUAGAGAAGUUUUAUUUUAAUAAUAUUUUUAAGUCUAAAAUAAUGUGAUUAUGGAGGCAUUGUUAGAAUAUUUAACAAUACAUAAUAAUGUGAUUAUAAAACCAUUGUUAGAAUAUUUAAACAUUUCACAAUAAUGUGAUUAGAGAAGUUUUUUUAAUAUCUUUAAGUCUAAAAUAAUGUGAUUAUAGAGGCAUUGUUAGAAUAUUUAACAAUACAUAAUAAUGUGAUUAUAAAACCAUUGUUAGGAUAUUUAAAGUCAACAAAUAUGUGAUUAUAGAAGCAUUGCUAGUAUAUUAAAAUAUGUUCAAUAUUGUGAUAUAGAAGCUUUGUUGAAAUAUUUAAUUCUAAAUAGUCCACAAGAAGAAUGUGAUUAUUGAAGUACUUACUUAAUCAUUGCUGUGCUUAACUGUUGUUUUUUCUACUUAAUUUUUUUAUACUAAAUAAAUCUGCCCUUGGGGUA
This is a messenger RNA of Physella acuta, 3126 nucleotides long. RefSeq names its product puromycin-sensitive aminopeptidase. NCBI's taxonomy places the organism in Eukaryota, Metazoa, Mollusca, Gastropoda, Physidae. The record is from RefSeq and is a predicted model, not a curated record. Gene Ontology annotation, cellular component: cytoplasm; membrane. Gene Ontology annotation, molecular function: peptide binding; zinc ion binding; metalloaminopeptidase activity. Gene Ontology annotation, biological process: proteolysis; peptide catabolic process.